This is a messenger RNA of Trematomus bernacchii (emerald rockcod), 1273 nucleotides long. Its product is annotated as zona pellucida sperm-binding protein 3-like. Gene Ontology annotation, cellular component: extracellular matrix. Lineage: Eukaryota; Metazoa; Chordata; Actinopteri; Perciformes; Nototheniidae. Gene Ontology annotation, molecular function: acrosin binding. The coding region runs from base 91 to 642 and encodes 183 amino acids. Gene Ontology annotation, biological process: binding of sperm to zona pellucida; positive regulation of acrosome reaction; egg coat formation. The record is from RefSeq and is a predicted model, not a curated record. The transcript is spliced from 7 exons.
AAGAGGACACAGUUUGAUGGCAGUCACUCGCAGCAGCCGCCCCUCUCUCUUCCUGCUGUGUAUUCAACAGGUGCUUUCUUUCUAAAGCUGAUGACCGAGGACUGGACAGGAGAGACGCUCACCAGUGUCUUCUACACCGGAGACCUCCUGCCCCUCGAGGCCUCUUACAGCAGUUCUGAUGCGGGAUACAGAAGCCUGUUUAUCGACGGCUGUGUCGCCGCUCUGUCUCCUGACCCGAGAUCAGCCCCCAGAUACUAUUUUAUCGAAAACCAUGGGUGCUUCAAUGAUGCCAAAGAGGAAGGAUCAAAUGCACUUUUCAAUCCCAGAACAAGAUCUUCUUCUCUUCAGCUGCAGCUCGAUGCCUUCCUGUUUCCCCAGGACACACGGAACUUAAUUUUUAUCACUUGCCAGCUGAAAGCGACCUCUGAAAAGCAGAAGAGCAGCCCCGUCAACAAAGCCUGCAAUUAUAUAAAUUCAAGAUGGAUAAAUGUCGAUGGCAGUGAUGUGUGUCGAUGUUGCGACGAUACAUGCUCGAGCAACUCUCCCACCGGUCAAACAAACCUCGGAUGUCUGAUCCCUGAAGAUUUGGUGGCACGUGAAACUGUUACUCUGGGCCCUUUGAUGGUUUUGCCAUACAAGUAGGCGAAGCAUAACAAUCCAGACAAUAAAGGAUUAAAUAUUUGUCUAUCAAUCUCACCCUCCCUGACCAAACUUCAGCGUAAUACUUAUAGCUUAAUACUAGCAAAACUAUUAUUUUAAUGAUUGUUUAGUAAGGAAUGUUUAUACAACAUAAACAUUAAAGAAACAAGAAUGUUUAGUCUUUACUGUUAAUACCUAACAUGGCUCUAAACAAAGCCACACAACUGGUCUGAUGAAACAUCCCCGUAAAUAAAAACAGAUUACACUGAAUGAACAUUAAAUGUUGCUGUCAGGAUAGACACGUAUCAGUGUUUGAAAGAGGAAAAUAAAAUGUGAAUUUCUCUUACCUUCAAAAAGCUGAAUGAAAAUAAGAAUGCAUGCGAAGCUCGUCUUCAUGGCCUUUUCAGUUAUGAACUCACUAAUAAAUACUAAAGUUGACUCGCAUUGUACUCUUUCCUUCAGUCUUUGUGAGGUUUUGUGGACAGCCUCACUUUAUUUAUUGUUCUUCACCUCUGAGCAGGAAGGGGAAAUCAAAGCAAGAACAGCCGUUGAAACGCUGCAGUUGGUUUUGCACACACUGAUGUUUAACUGAAUUUGAAAUAAAACUCAGGAUGUUAUGCAUCAGACUUUAAAA